Ahaetulla prasina is the source of this 5254-nucleotide messenger RNA. RefSeq names its product oxytocin receptor (gene OXTR). Lineage: Eukaryota; Metazoa; Chordata; Lepidosauria; Squamata; Colubridae. The record is from RefSeq and is a predicted model, not a curated record. Gene Ontology annotation, cellular component: membrane. The transcript has 3 exons. Gene Ontology annotation, biological process: regulation of systemic arterial blood pressure by vasopressin; maternal process involved in parturition; positive regulation of vasoconstriction. Bases 480 to 1628 code for a protein of 382 amino acids. Gene Ontology annotation, molecular function: vasopressin receptor activity; peptide binding; oxytocin receptor activity.
CAAAAAGAACUCACCUGACGUUCGUUCUUGGACCUUCCCAGCUGGAUAGGACUAGCUUCUGAUAUUUCUUUCUAGAGAGGCGGGGGGAAAGGGGGAGAGAGAACUCUCUGGUUCAGGAGUUGCUAAAAGGAAAGAAAAAAAGUGAGCUAAAGGAGGAACAAAUGAAGUAAUUUGGAAAGAGAGCAGGAUUUAUCCUGCGGGUGGAAAAAGAACUCAUAACUCUACAUCAACUGCAUGCACAGAUCCAGGUGAAGGAUCCAAAGCAAAAGGGAAAUAAAUGGGACUUUGAAAUAAAUAAAUAAAUAAAUAAAGAGGCAAAGGGCCAAAUGGGAGUAAAGGGGCCUUCAGGAAAAGGAAAGAAGCACUGAAAGGCCUGGUCCCAAGAAAGGGGAGGCUCUAAAAGACACACUGCACUGCAGAGAAGGCGUCUCUCUUCUCAGUUCAGCCUUGCAAAAGAUUCUGGGUGGGAAGCAUCUACCAUGGAUCCUUGGUAUUGUUCAAAUUGUUCCUUGGGCAAUGCCACCUUGGAAAACCAGACUUCACAAGCCAACCAAACUUCAGUCAUAAAACGAAAUGAAGACAUUGCCAAGGUGGAGGUAGCGGUGCUGUGCCUCAUCUUUUUCCUUGCCCUGACGGGAAACUUAUGUGUGCUGCUGGCAAUCUACACAACCCGCCACAAACAUUCCCGCAUGUACUUCUUUAUGAAGCAUCUGAGCAUUGCUGACCUAGUGGUGGCCCUCUUCCAGGUCUUGCCUCAGCUCAUCUGGGACAUCACCUUCAGGUUCAAAGGGCCAGAUUAUCUCUGCAGGUUGAUCAAAUACCUGCAAGUGGUGGGGAUGUUCGCUUCCACCUACAUGCUGUUGCUGAUGUCGCUGGAUCGGUGUUUGGCCAUCUGUCAACCCUUGAGGUCUUUACAUCGGAGGUCUGACCGGUUGUCUGUGCUCCUCACAUGGGUAGUGUGCCUCCUCUUCAGCAUCCCGCAGCUCCAAAUAUUUUCUAUGAAGAAUGUGGCCCACGGAGGGAUGGAUUGCUGGGCGACAUUCAUUCAGCCUUGGGGUCCUAAAGCCUAUGUCACCUGGAUGACCUUGACCGUCUACAUCAUCCCAGUGAUUGUGCUAAGUAUCUGCUAUGGCUUGAUCAGCUUCAAAAUUUGGCAAAAUGUGAAGCUGAAAACUGUCCAUGAAACAAGUGUGAGUCUAACCUCCAGUAACUCUCAUGGUGGCACACUCUCCAGGGUGAGCAGUAUCAAACUCAUUUCCAAAGCCAAGAUACGGACAGUCAAAAUGACCUUUAUUAUUGUCUUAGCCUUCAUCAUGUGCUGGACUCCUUAUUUUAUUGUGCAGAUGUGGCUUGCAUGGGAUGAAAAUGCUCCAAAAGAAGAUUGGACGUUCAUAAUCACCACACUCCUAGCAAGCCUGAACAGCUGUUGUAACCCCUGGAUCUACAUGCUUUUCACAGGCCAUCUUUUCCAUGACCUUUUGCACCGGUUCCUUUGUUGUUCUUCACAGUACUUAAAAGCUCGGCAAGGAUGUGACCUGAGCGUAAGCAAGAAAAGCAAUUCAUCCACUUUUGUUCUGAGUAUCAAAAGCUCCAGUCAAAGGAGUUUUACCCAGCCAUCCACAGCAUGAGCUAGACAGAUCCAGCGUCUCUAUAGACUAUAUUAAAAUGUUUGGCUACAAAUGGCUUUGGUGUCUAUCUACUUAAGAAAAUGAGGCAAAGUGAUAUGGGUGCAUGUAAGUCUGGGCAUAAAUAUACUACCGUAUGUGUAAAAAUGAGUGUAUUGUAUGUGUAGGGUAUUUGUUUAUUGAUAUUUAAGGUAAAAGAAAGCUGGCUAUAGUCUGAUUCAGGAUAAAUAAUUUGACUCUUCAAGAACUUGGAUGGUCUAUUCCUGUCUUACCCAGGCAGACAAAUUUGUAAUAUUUGAAAAACACUAUAUUUUCUAUAUUUGAGCCAAAUAAUAGUUCCCAUGCAAAACAUACAAGGUUUGAUCACAGUGUCGAUGGAUUCCACAGAUUAACGAAACCUACAAACUGAGCAACAGAUUACACUUACAAAUAACAGGAGCAAGAAGAAAAUAUUGUCUCCUAUUGUAAAGGCAGUGGAGUAUAAGACAAAUGAAUAUGGUGGAGUCUUCUAAGUCAAACAAAACAUUGUUACUCCUUGGACUGACCAUUCAAUCCACAAAAAGGAAUUCAAAUCUUUAAACACCCCAUCAUUACCUGGACUUGCAGUUAUGUGAUGACUGGUCAUGGAGAAAAAUUUUGGGAGCUCAACGUGAUACCAGAAACUACAUUUGAAGUGGAAACGAUAACUCCUGAAAUUGAAGUUGAUUUUCAUAGAUAUUCCAUGUUUCUUUUCCUAGUUGCAUCAUUCAUUUUUUUCCAGCAACAUUCCACUGUGAAAUGUUAACCCUUCAAAGACUGUCAGCAUAACAUUGUGCAUCGCUCAUUAACUAUUGACAAACUAACACAGCAAAAUUUAUAGAGAAUGCAGACAGUGCUUUGUAAGAAGAAUAGUUGCUAACCCAUCAUUACCAGGUGCCUCUUGCAGAAUCUAACCAGAAGGGGAAUGUUGGAAGGCAGUUUUAAGGCACACUUUUAACUUGCAGUAGACAACAAUGACACCUAUCACUGCCCUUGUCAAUAGCUGAUACAUUCUAUAGCACAGUGAUGGCUAACUUUUUUGCCAUGUGCCAAAAGCAGGGGGAGCGCUGGGUGGUCGUGUGCAUGUGUGCCCAUACCCAUAAUUCAAUGCCUCCCCACCCCCGUGCAUGCACAUGUGACUCCCUGCACUCCCCUCACUUUCGGCACGUGAUGGCAUGGUGGGCCCAGUAGGCCCGUUUUUCACCUUCCCCAGGCUCCAGACACUUUCUUGGAGCCCAAGGAGGGUGAAAACAGGCCUUCCCCACCCACCUGGAGGCCCUCUGGAGGAUGGAAACAGCCCAUUUGCCGACUUCCGGUGAGCCCGGAAGGCCUGAAAAUCAGAUGCAAGUGCCGGAGCUGAGCUAAGGCAACGCUCAUGUGCCUACUGAUAUGGCUCCAUCACGCGUGCCAUAGGUUUGCCAUCACGUCUAUAGCAUGACCCAAAAUCCCUUCCACUUUCAGAAAACAGUGAGGUUUUUUUUUUAUGUGAUAAACAAUAUUCCUGCAAGUGAUCAAUGAUCCACAUGUUUCUGCUAUUAAACACAUUGCAUGUCAGUCAUUGACUGUUACAACAGAAAAUAUCAAAUGCUUAGCCUGGAUAAAAAGAAAAGUAUAGCAUAGAAAACUCUCAGAUUUGAACAAGUAUCACAGAGAAGAUGGAGCAGAUUUAUAUUCGGUGGUUCAAAAAGUCAGAACUACCAAGAAUGGGUGGGAAUGCCAUUUUUGGCUAAGCAUCAAGAAAAACUUCCUAAUGUUAUGACAGUGGAAUAAAUUAUCUCUGGAUAUGUUGAAUACUGAAUUACUUCAAUUAUCUCUGAAAAUAUUUAAGCAGAGAGUCUCUAGAAUGUAUCUUCUUACAGCAGUGAUGUAUAUAAAUGAACUUUGGAGUUCCUUGCAGCUCCAAAAUAUUACAAUUUUGCAAAUGGUUGAAGUGAGGUGUUACUCAAUUCUUAAUGCAGUCAUAAAAUAUUUGGACAAUAUUUAGAGACUAUCUGAGCAUCCAUCAAAACCUGCAAGUUGAAAUUGUUAUUCUAGAAGUUUUCCAUUUGCUACCUGAUAUAAUUCUGCUCUUGAUUCUACUGCAUGUAUAAUUGGCUAAAUAUUUUCUGGGGAUGAACCUGGGAUUGUUUUAGCUGCAUUCCACAGCUUUUGCCUUUUUAUUGUAAAAUGAGCCCAAAGGAUAGUAUAAGGGAGACUUUAAAAAAAAAUGUUAUGGGUGACAGCUCUAGAAUAAGUGUACAAUACAGAUAGUCCUUGUUUAACAACAUCAGUUAAGGACUGGAAUUGCUAUCGCUAAGCAAUAUGGUCUGUAGGGUCAUGUGACUGCUAUCAAUAACAUUUCUGACAGUCCUGGUGGCUAUUGUUAAGUGAUGACCAUGCAGAUCAUUAAGCAAGGGCAUCAUGUAAUUGUGAUUUCCAACUUCCUGCCAGCUUCCCCAUUGACUUUGCGGGAAGCCAGCAGGAAAGAUUGGAAAUUAUGAUCACAUGACUGUGGCUUGCUUAACAUUGUAAUUGCAAGCCAGGGAACCAAAUGUUCAGACUACAAUCAGGUGACGGUAAGGAUGCUGUGAUGGCUGGAACUGAUGUCAUAUUGUGGUAUGUUAGAAGCUAAAGCUCACAUGUUCCCAGCAUAUCUGAGCCCUCAUAACAACUGAUUUCUUUAAGUUCAUGAAUUGGACCAGUUGGGUGAUAGAUCCAUUGUCUUUUCAGAAGAUGUAUCAGUGAGACCUUUGCUUUUUUUAAAGAAUUAUUCAGAAAAAUCUACAUAUUUAACACAAAUAACUCCAUUUAUUAUGACUAAUAGUAGUAAAAAUAGUUCUCCGUUUUCUUAUAUAUCCACAAAAGCCUCUGGAAAAUAUUAUGCCAUUCAGAAUUUAGUUAUUUGAUUUUAAUGAGGUAAAAAAGUUGGCCAACUGAAAACUGUAGGAUGGACCCUGAGAAACAGGAGUAGAAAUGAACAGAAUGGUAUUUUCCAUCAGAAGCUCCAUGUGGUAUCCUAACUGAGAUUUUGAAAUAGGAAUGGGGAGACCUAGUUCAAAGCCACCCCCCAAUACAAAUACACCCAAAUGGAUGAUUGGGCUCAGUCAUAUCUCAGUCUUAUCUUUGUGUCCAACAUCUAUUUUGUUAGGCUGGAGGGGAUACUGUGUGUGAGUGGAUUUCUGUUGGGAAGGGAAGUUAUCCUACUUCAGGCAGAGGGAAUUUCAUCCCAUUCAUGCUGUUCAAGAAUCACACCCUUCAGAUAAGUUAUGUCAUGAAGAAGGAGACAAUGAGAAGAGGAGGUGGUGACCUUACUUUCUGCAAACUUCCUUUUGUUCUCAGGAGACAACCCCUUGUCUAACAAAAUAUUUGCCAUCUUCACUGACUUUACUGUAAGAUAACUUUGAUUUAAUACUAGGUGACUGUAUGUUCCUUGCUUGUUUAUUUCAAUCGGGUAUUUUUCUGGAAAAAAUAUUUUAAAAGAUACAUUUGAGUAAGUAGUUAUCUUCUUUUUUAAAGAGAGAAAAAAAAUCACAAAUAAAAGAUACAAAUGGGACCCAAAAGAAAUGAAAGAUAAACUGUAUUAUACAAGAAAAGUAACUAUAUAUAUAUAAAAAACUCUAAAUAAAUGUAAA